UAUAAAACUAGAGAUUUUAUAAAUUUCACGAUACAAUUUAUUAUGUGAGAGUAAAACGUUUUUGUGACUGAAUUUGCCUGAGGGAAGCAGCUCAUUACUGCGAGAAUAAUAAAUUAUAAUAAUUUACAAAGAUUCCAUACUCAAACGUACCCUAAAGUGUACCGUACAUAGAAAUAGAACAACUUCGUCUCUAGCUAGUUAGGUUGUUCAGUUGUACAGUGCGAAUGUGAAAGUAAACAUUGUAAUUCAUUUAUUCAUAUAGCUUGCUUGUAAGCGUGUUUUAGCACCGGAUGUAUAAUAUGUAAUCGCUAUUUCAAAGAAUUGAACAAUAGAUCUCUUUGGUUAAGGGUUAAUCAGGAACCAAGUUCCUGGAACUAUAAAUAACACCUUCAUCAAACAUAUUAUGCAAACACGCAGACUAGAGGCAGGCUGUUUAUAUAAAGCGGUUAUACUGAUACCUUGUCUGCUGUUAUUCAGAGAAGUCAACUGGAGUUGUCCGCAAUAUGAUACAGGCAAAAUAAACUAAGUAACUGACUUAGAAUAUAGACCAACCCAGUGAACUCUACUAUGGCCAACAAGGAGCGAACAGUUGCAAUCGUCAUCAUUACAGUAAAUGCAGUGGUUUCAAUUUUACUGGUAAUGUCUGUCGUUUAUUUAUUCUUCCAAGUCAGCAACUUACAAGAAGAGAACAAGAACCUACGAAAUAAAUGGCAGAAACUACAAGUUCUACAUGAAUGUGACGAGAAGACGGAUCACAAAGAGGUAAAUAACUGCGUAUUAUCUGUAAUGUAGUGAGGCAAAGGUCAAAUAUUGCUAUGUAUUGUUCUAUAUAACCAGAAGGUCGCCUUUUAUAGUGUUGUGGCGAACUGCUACUGUAUGGAAUUAAACCGAUAGAUUAAUCGACGAAUAUUUGUUAUUUAGAGAAAGACCAUCAAACAGAAUGAAAAAAUACGUUGUGGUAAGCAGGCUAUUUAAUAUUUCUUGCAUAUUUAAUAGGACGCAACGACCGCCAAGGGCAAGGCUAUCCUAUAUGUUAUAACUGUAGAGGUACUCAAGUGUUAUUUAUAUCAUCUAGUGUUUGAUUGUACAACUAGAGCCUAUAUCUUCACAACUAAAAUGAAUUUUUAGCUCCUAUACAAGAAAAUGAAAGCAAAUAUGCAGCGAACUGUAGUAGAAUACCAGCAAUGCUAGUGAAAGACAAUACAAAUCCUAAGCACAGGUGAUAUACAUACAUGUACGUCAAUUAAUGACAAAUCUCUCAAAUAAAUUAUUUUGAUGUGAGUAGCUUGCCAUGCAGGCAAACUUAAUUUAUGUUCAAUCGUCUCUUUACUUUCGUUCACCAUUGCAUGUUUGCGAUCUUACAAAGACAAUAUUCAAUUUCCAGCACGGCAGGGCUCGCAAGCACAAUGUUAUUGUCUUACAAUCAUCUAUCUAUAAAUACUUCUAUGGGGAAAACAUGAAUGCAGAGAAUAUUUUAUCAUCGUCCUCAUACCCAAGGUUUAUACUGCGCUUAUUGGUUAACCAAACGUAGGGACUACAAGCAACCAAAUUACUGCAAUUUACAAGAGCAAACAUUUCUAAGUAAUAUAUUUUGGUUUAGGAAUAUAAAGUAUUUGACACUUUGUUGCAUUGCAGCAACACUUCACGGUUAGCUAUUACGCCAAUAGCUGCAACGGCAUGCUGCGGUUGCGACGGACAAAAAAUACCGGCCAGCCCAGUCGAAAAUUUGGCCAAAUUUCCGACUGGACUGGCCCGGUUAACAGGGAUGAUUCGUUUAAUGAGCUCUCAUUUUAUCGCGGCUUUAAUAAACAUCCAAAAUGACAUAAUAUUAUUUCAAAGUUCAAUUAGCUUAAUUGAUGCCAAUAACAUGCAGUAUAAAAGUUCAUUCAAAUUAUAUUUCAGCAUGGUCAAGAAACAUUUUCGCACUCCGGCUAGUCGGUUUGGCCUGGCUCAUAUGAACAUCCUCUUUGGGGAUAAAAUCUUCAUUAAAUUUUCGAACAUGGUUUCCAUAUCUGCAAAAUAUUCAGCAUCCCAAGAUUUCACCAAACUACCAGUUUCGUAAAAUGUCUUUAAUUUAACCACGAAAUUUUGUAAGGCAUCAAUUAACAGCUAAAGGCCUCAUCUUUAUCCGAAACAUGCCAAAGUUAGAUUUAACCUUUUUAUGCACUUGACGUUGUAUGUAUAUAUAUAUGUUGCAAUUAAUACAUUUACAAUAUGAUGCAAAUGAAGUAGCAAGGCCUAUUAUCGAUUCAGUCUGUAUAAUAUAACCGCAUAUAUGAUAAGCGUACAACCUUUUUAUAAUACACAAAAGCGUACAACGUAGGCUACUGUAAUUAUCAGAUUUUGGAAAGAACGUUUACUGCCUACUGCUAAACGCAAUUUUCAGGUUUUGAGUUUGAAAUAAAACCAAAUUUGAUAAACUUUAAGCAUCAGUAAAUAAAGGUGGAUAAGUACUAGGAAUCGAUUUCCGCCGAAACAGGAACUAACCAAAAAGUGUGAUCUGGCCACAACCAGAAAGCACUCUAUAUACCGCGCUACGGUAUUAGGUAUACUUUCCACACUGGUGGACUAUAUCUACACUUCCAAUAUCAUGAACUAUAUCUUUCAAAAUGGAUCGAAAGCGCCUAAAACAAGACAUGCGGCUCAAGUAGCAGCUAAUUACAAUGAUCCAAAUGAGUAACCAUGCACAUUAAAAUCAUCAUAAAUUGUAUUUCAUCACAUUUUUUAUAGGUAUAAAAGGCAAGCGUGGAAGACCAGGUAAAUUGACUGCUCAGUUAUGUUCUUAUUGUGUACAAAUUAUGUGGCGACGGGGAAUGGGAAGGGAAUAAGCGGGCAUUGAGCGGGAAAUGGGACGGGAAUGAGCGGGGAAUGCUUAGUGGCCUACGUAAAUAAGCUAGAUUCUGCAGUAUGGCGGGGGAAAAAUUCAUAAAUAGUGCGGCCGCUUGGGUUGAAAGCACGCCCAGGACGAUACAUGAUACAUCACAUCAAAAAAUAAUAGAGCGCAAAUUAAUGGGCCCAGAGCUUCACUGUACCACAGCGCUAAUACUUACCUUUUUCAGGUGUUAAAGGAGAUCGAGGCGAGAAAGGCGAUCCUGGGAAUGACGGUGUUGGUAUGUCUGGAAAAGAUGGAAUGAAGGGAGAGAAAGGUUAGACUAAAUGACAAUUAAAAUUAUACAAAAGACAUGUACAGGGGAAAGGUCCCCUUCUGACGUGCGCACGCAGUGGUCGGUUCCCCCACAAUUUCACUCAGUGUCUCUAAUAUUAUAUACAUUGAAUAUGGCUGCAGUAGGAGUGCCGGGUGUCAAUCAUCAAGUGUACACACGAGCGAAAGACUUCGACUAAGAAACAAAGGUCUGACGAGGAGUAACGCGGAACUUGGCAGGGGUUAGGAUGAGGAAAAAUAUUGAAUCGAAUGUGGGAGUUGAAAAAGAACCUUUCAACUGUUUGAGUCCCGCAGCCUAUACAUGCAGUACGAGACUCGUCAAGUGAAAUAUGUGCAGUAUUAAAUGAUUAUAUUAAAAUUUGAUGGGUUUUGGUAACGUUUUCAGCAUCGCAAAUCCUCUUUAGAAAUACCAUCCAUCUUCCUAAUGCAAUGCAGUGAAAUGCAACAUUUGAUCAUAUUUUUACAUUAUAUAUAGGUGAUCCGGGAAUUUGCAGUGACUCUUGUGGACAAAAUUUGUUGGAAAACAAGGAAGUACGUAUUGUGAUGCGUGAUUAUAUAUUUAACAGUUAUUCUACGCCUAUCGCUCAUAUUAGACGAGAGUGAGUGGGAUAACUGUUUUAUUAUAUACACAAGAUCUGAAUUCACAGACUUUGCUUUUCUUUUAUUUUCAAUAUUUUUCUAUUUUGUUUAUGUUGUUAUAUUCGCUCUUUCGGCCCAUUAUUUUUUCAAAAAUAUAUAUUUUUAACCAUUUUAAAUUCAUUUUUAAAAAUUUUAAAAAUUCAUUUGCUAACCUGUAAACAAUUUGUGGGAGUUUUUUCAUUGUGUUUUUAAUCUUGAAAAAGCUAUAAAAAGCGAAUAACUUGCCGUUUUCUCGUUUGCAAACGUCGGAAAUUCAGUUUGAGCCGCCAUUUUGUUUUUCUCUACUAGCAGGAUACGAGCUAAUAUCCUGCUAGUAGAGAACCAAUCAGAUUGCAGAAUACCUCAUAUCCAGACCUUGUGUAUAUAAUAAAAACUGUUAUUCAUCAUGUUCCUAACUGGUCUUUCGUCAUUUUAGGACUCUCCAUUAAUACAUAUGGUAGGAGAUGGAAAACAAAAUAAGAGAAUAGACAAUUUGGAAGGUAAGAUUUUGUACUUACUAUAUCUAUGAGUAUAGCUAUAUGUUCUAACAAGUACUCUUGUAUUGCAUUUGUCCAAACAGUAACUUAAUUAUACUUCAUUCUUGAAUACAUAAUAUAGCGCAAUGUGCUGUCAGAUUUUCCAUUCUUUUUUACGAACUUUUGAGGAACAUUUGAAAAACUGUCCGAGGAAAAUUUAUUCAGGGUCCAAGAAAAAUUUAAAACCACUUUUCCCACGUCUGGAUAGUUCUUAAACAUAAACUAAAGCGUCUGUGAUUCCCAUUCUAUAUUAAUUCGUUUUUUAUUCAAACUCAAAAAACACUGAAUUUCUUGCCUUUGAUGGUUUUUUUUUUCGCUAACAUUUAACAUAUUUAACUGCAGUAAUCUAACCUCUCACCGGCGAUAUCUGACUGCAUGUACUAUACAUUCAGUAUAGCUACUGUACAUUCAGUUAUAACGGUGGCAAAUUAAAUUCGAUUCAAAAUUCAAGGCGAACAAACGAGAUUUUUCUGGUUAAUUGUAUCAGAGCUCGAUUAAGUGUUUGUACUAUUUACUUCGUUGCUCCUCUUGUUCAAAAAGAACAACGAUCUGCAUGGCGUCGUGAUGAGUAAAGGAAUUAAGCAAGGCUUAAUACGGGGACGUAACAAGAGAACAGCCUUAAAUUUUACACUUUUAAAUAUACAAGGAACUACUCUAGUUAUUAAGAACAUCAACAGGCCUCGUUUUCUUCCACAAUCGAAGAAGUUUUCCAGUUUCCGUCCUACAUGCUUAAGGUUGCUAAUGAUGCAGUUGAUAACCGGACAUAGUACAGCAAUGCGUUGCUCUGGAGCAUGCACCACAAGCAAAGACAUAUAUUACUAUUUUUGUAUAACUACCAAAGCUUAUAAUUCUGACAAACUAACAGAUUAACGGACUCACGUAGCGAAUAUAAAGCGACGCCACCGGCUGUUCAUAUGGAGCCAGGCUGGCCCAGUUAACCGGGGUGUUUCGUUUAAUAAAGUUCUUUCACGGCUUUGAUAAACAUCCAAAAUGACAUUUCAAAGCUGAACUAGCUAGUUUGAUUCCAGUUCCAGCUAGUAUAAACUAAUUAAGAUUAAACAUCAUUCAAAUGAUCGUUUAUGGUCAGCAAAAAAAAUUCGUGACACGCACGAUUCAUCCCGGCUAUAGUAGGGCUGGCACGUCUCAUAUAUGAACAGAGCCUAAGUCUGAGAAAAAUUGAAAUCAUAUUUUAUUUCCAGAAUCAGCCGUGUCUUUCUGGAAUGUGACAUACAAGGCAGGUGAUAUAUCGUACAGCAAAGCCGAAGGAAAGCUGACAAUCAAUGUUGAAGGAUUUUACUACAUGUAUAGUCAAAUGGCUUAUUGUGAAAAAAAAGAACGUAAAGUUGGACACACCAUGUCAAUUAACGGCAAUGACGUCCUGAAAUCAAUAAUAACUGCCAAAGAUUUAGGAACUCACAAAGUAGGAGGCAUUUUUAAACUCAAAAAAGGCGACAAAAUAGCGAUCAGUCCUGUUGUAACAAAUCUGGAAUACUGUUUUUCUAGACAAGAAGCUUACUUUGGCGCUUUUCUCGUUCGCAAGUAAGAUUAUUGUUCCUUUUCUUCCGGUGAAAGGUUUAUGAAUGUCAUCAUCCAGUUCUUUUGGAGGAAAUUAAUAAUCUGGUAAAAUUAACCAGCUCCACAAAUUCUAGUCAAAAUCUAACUGAUAGUUUAUGAUGUAAAGAGGAUCGGGCAAAGUUGCCAAGCGUUGAUAAAAAUGUUACCAGUUAAAGUGUGAAGUAUAAAACUAUAAAAGUUUCAUCCUAAAACACAUAAGAUUUGCGCAAAAGAAGAAAAUUCUAGAAGAGACCAAAUCAAUACUUCAAAAUGAUUGCAAAUUCAUCAUCAAACUAAUUUUCAGUAAGGGGGAAAACAUUAAUUCGUGUCUAUUCAGCCCUUUACUUAUAAAAAAAUAUAGUUAGUAACAGCUCACUUGAGCUAGUGUACACAGUAGUUGUCAAUGUUUGUGCACUGUUAGUGGUUAAUGGCACCUUACUUGUGAAUAAUUGUAGUAAAGUACUGUAGAUUUGUAUAAUGCACAAACCUUAGUUUUUGUAAUAUUGCAUGUAAGCGGCUGAUUGAAAUAGAGAGUUUACGAUCUACGCGGCCGGCUCAACGACGCGCUUUCCAAACAAAGAAAUUUGUCAUGCAAGACAAAAGCUGUGAAUAAUUCGUGGUCCCCAGGGUAUAUUCUCAACGGCCUUGUCGUUCUCAACACAACGUUUAAACUAUAUAAGCAUUAGCGUCUUUCAAGCAACGUGAAAGCAUAUUAUUGCGACACAAGAGGUGUGGCAUUCUCAACAAGCUUACGUUGAAAUUAUUUUCAACAAAACAGAAACAAUAUCUGUUCGGGUACAACAAGCACAUACAACGCAAAAAUUAACCAUUUUAAUACAAAAUUAUUAUAAAGUUUUACAAAAUUUGCUUUGUUUACAAAAGUUAUAUUGUGCAUAGAUUCCUAAUUUGUCCUCCAGAUGCAUCGUCACCGGCGCUGUGACGUCAUGUUCAAUGGGUCUAUAUUACGAGAUGUUUUAAUUUAACUUUCUGAAAAUUUCCCAUGUAGCAGCUCAAACGAGUCAGAGAACAUGACCAAAAUAGACAAAUUUAGGGCAAUUCAUCAUUUUUUAUCGUUCCUUUUCCAUUUAAAAAACAAACAAACUUAGCUUAGGUACUGCAGGUGUAUCUUAUAUACAGUGAAUUAUUCAUGAUGUUCUUGCACACUGAACAUUUCUUCACAAACUAGUCAAAAUGGUGUUUCAAUGACUUCAAUACAUGAACGCAUGAAUGAUGGUAUAUUCUCCCGCAUAGGGGUUAACUCCGGUGAACUUAGUCACCCCAGAUUUCCCCAGUGUGAUUUUAAUGCAUUCAAAAACCAAAAUGCGACAAAAAUACUCAGUUAUAAGGUAUAUAGCUGUAGAAUUGAGAAAAAAUCCUUGAACGCCCGAAACAAUAAAUAGAAACAAUCAUUUUACUUUAAUUUUUAGUUAUAUUUCGUGUCUAUCACAAGUUCUCAUCCAAGCAUACUAAGGCUUAAUGAGGUUUAUCAUCUCAUUAUCUAUAUUGUUUGAAUUGCAUUCGACACGACCGAAAUUCGACGUAUUAGACGGCCGGCCAAAACCGGAAAAUGUGCAACAAAAUUUGUUUGAUGGCAUUUUCUGUUACAAGCUGCCAACUGACAUUUUCGUAAAGUAUAUGCAUUAACAAACAAGACUAGACAUGUUGUGGCAACUCUAAUUUUGGCUUUAUAGAUGAAAAUUUGAGAAUUUGAAAAUUUUGUCUAUAAAAAGUAGGUACUAUGAUGAGAGAAAUGCAAAAUUACAAGUUCACAUUGAACAAAAAUAAAUUAUACCAUUAGAAAGUUCGCAAAAAAGUAUAUAUAAGACAUUUAAGCAUGUAGUAUGAUUUUUGUAGCCAAUUUUGUGCUUUUAACACUGGAAAAUUGGAAAAAAAACGCCAAUUGAUGCUGAUAGUUACUAUUUUGCCAACUUUAAGCUCCUUUAACACAAAACUGGCUUGAAAAUUCGCACUACUCGCUUACAUGUCUUAUAUAUACUUUUCAGCGAUCUUUCUAAUGGUAUAGAUUAUUUUUGUGAAAAAUGAACUUGAAAUAUUGUAUUUUUAGUCAACAUAGUACUUUAUUAGGCAAAAUUUUAAAAUUCUGAAAUUUUCAACUAUAAAGCCAAAAUCAGAGGUGCCAACAUAUAUAGUCUUGUUCACCAAUGUGUAAGCUAUAAGAAAAUACCAGUUGACAGCUUGUAACAAAAAAUGCCAUCAGAGUGUACAUUUCAGAAUGUUGGCCGGUCGUCUAUAUAAAACAGGCCUAACAAAGGCCAUUUCCGAAUUACAUGCGAGAUAUAUCAAGAAUGUAACGUAGGCUCCUUCUCAGGUUCUUUUGCACGCUCGGCGCUUCAUUGCAUUCGGAAAUGGUCAUUAUCAUCGAUGAAUUGUGUUUGCAGUUAAACCCAAUGCCAUGUAAAAAUAUUUCUAGUACAGUACAUAGAGAUAGAAAAUCGAAAAAGUGCAAAUAUAAUGUAGCUAGUAAAUUAUUUUUAUGUUCCUUGCAUAAUGUCAUGUAUAUAUAAUUUACUUUGUGAGUAGUAUAUUAUAAGUCAUUAACUAUAAAUGGAUUAGUUCAAAAGAAACCUUACGAAUACGAACAUUAUAAUGAUCGUGCAUUGAAGUAUAAUUAUAAUGAUAUCAAUGUUUUUUAAAUGUUGCUUGUCUGUAAAACACUGUGUUUAAUUUUUAACGCAUAGCUACUUCAUGACAGCCAGCAAGAGAAUAGCGGAGAGACAAAAUCGUAUCGUGAAGUCAGUCCUAUAAACGAGGUUCAUGUAAUCUGCAACGGACUGCAGCAGUCAUGUAAUCUGCAGCCAUAACGGACCAACGAUGUCGUUUUGGAAAUUACAUGACGGAUAUUCUUUGGCCCGACAUGAUCGAGCACUAAGCUAAAUUGCUCAAGAAAAUUCUCUUAGCUUGCGAAACGACAAUAAACCAAGCUAAAAAAGGAUUGACGUAAACUAUAGAAAAAAUGACGUAAAAGUUUAGACUUUAGUCCAUUUGACACCGAGUGGUAAAAAUCUUUUAGAUUGCAAACCACUUUCUUUCUUGACCACAACUUUACGGGCAUCAACUCCAUAGUUCCCAAGCGCACUGUGCCAAAACUUCC
Paramuricea clavata is the source of this 8983-nucleotide messenger RNA. The record is from the annotation of a GenBank genome assembly. NCBI's taxonomy places the organism in Eukaryota, Metazoa, Cnidaria, Anthozoa, Malacalcyonacea, Plexauridae.